AUGGGUUUUCUGGAAGAUGUAGCUUUGUUGGAAGACGUGAGUAGGCCGGAAGACAUGGAUUUGACAGAACACUUGGAUUAGCUGGAAGACAUGGAUUUUCUGGAAGACCUGGAGGUCUUGGAAGACAUGGAUUUGCUGGAAGACAUGGAUUUGCUGGAAGCCACGGUUUUGAUGGAAGGCCUAGAUUUGCCGGAAGCUAUGGAUUUGAUGGAAGACAUGGAUUUUCCAGAAGACAUUUUCUGGAAGACCUGGAGGUCAUUGGAAGACAAGGAUUUUCUGGAAGACGUGGCUUUUUUGGAAGACGUGGUGCACAAAGACCCGAAUUUUCUGGAAGACCUGGAUUGCCUGGAAAACAUGGAUUUGCUGGAAGACCUGGAGAUGUGGAUUUUUCUGGAAGACAUGGAUUGGCUGGAAGACCUGGAGGUUUGGGAAGACAUGCAUUGUCUGGAAGACAUGGAUUGGCUAGAAGACUUGGAUUUGGUGGAAGAUGUAGAUUUUCUGGAAGACAUGGGCUGACCGGAAGACCUGGAUUUCUUUCCGGAAGACAUAGAUUGGAAGAUCUGGACUAAUUGGAAGACAGAUUUUUCUGGAAGAUACCUGGAUUUUGUGGAAGACCUAUAAUUGCUGGAAGACUUGGAGUUGUUGGAAGACGUGGAUUGGUCAGAAGAUGUGGCUUGUCUGGAAGACAUGGAUUUUCUGGAAGACUGGGAUCUUCUGGAAGACCUUGAGGUUAUUGGAAGACUUGGAAUUAGUUGGAAGACUUGGAGUUGCUAG
This is a messenger RNA of Choloepus didactylus (southern two-toed sloth), 774 nucleotides long. RefSeq names its product cerebellar degeneration related protein 1 (gene CDR1). Lineage: Eukaryota; Metazoa; Chordata; Mammalia; Pilosa; Megalonychidae. The record is from RefSeq and is a predicted model, not a curated record.